Messenger RNA from Melanotaenia boesemani (Boeseman's rainbowfish), 1442 nucleotides. It is a transcript of the gene vhl, whose product is annotated as von Hippel-Lindau tumor suppressor. The record is from RefSeq and is a predicted model, not a curated record. The transcript has 3 exons. Lineage: Eukaryota; Metazoa; Chordata; Actinopteri; Atheriniformes; Melanotaeniidae. Bases 284 to 784 code for a protein of 166 amino acids.
AUAGUCUGACGUCUCUACCGGAAAAGCAAUGUAAACAGACUUGUGAAGUUGAAAUAGUCAGUGGUAGUUUUUCCAAAGGCGUUAUUAUCGUGGCGUUUGGAACUUGUUUUUACUUAAACGAUCGUAAUUAACUGGACGAAGAAACGGUAACAUUUCUCAUUACUACGAUGAGUUUUUGCGUCGACAACAGGCAACAAGCUAAAAAACAAAAUUGAGCUAGCUGCUAGCCUGUUAGGCUAAUCUCUGCAAUACCGAUUAGUGUCAAGUGUUUUUAUUAGUAUCAAUGCCUCAAGAAGGAGAUCCGUCUCUUCCUCUGGUACGCUCCCUCAACAGCCGGAUUCCCAUUAAUGCUAUUUUUUGCAACCGUAGCCCCCGUGUUGUGCGGCCGCUGUGGAUAGAUUACCGCGGCGUCCCUCGGGCUUAUGACGAUUUACAGCCAGGAACAGGACGAAGAAUAACCACCUUCGUAGGUCACCCAUGGUUGUUUAGAGAUGCAGAGACUGAUGAACCUUUGAGGGUGAACAGCAAAGAGUUGUUUCUUCCUAAACCAGCAGAGGGUGGAGAUGUAUUUGUCAAUAUCACUUUACCAGUUGACAGCCUCAAGGAUCGUGCCCUUCAUGUUAUUCGCCGCCUUGUACGACCAGAGGACUACAGGAGGCUGGAAAUAGCACGUUGUCUCCAUGAGGAGCUCGAAGACCAGCCCAGUUUGUUAAAAGAUCUCCAGCGCAUGAAUCGGCGAGUAGAGCAGCACCUUUUGGAAAGGAUCCAAGGCCAGGAGGAAUAAAGCACAAAAAACUGGAUGGAUAUGUAUCACAUAUACAUGGCAAUACUGUAUUGCAUAUUCAAAAACAGCAAAGACUGAGAACAAGCUUGUAAAAUAAGAUAAAACAUUGGGGUUGCUUCAUGGAUGAGACGCAACACUUCAUUUGAUUGUAAGAAGACUCGCUUUGAUCUGCUGCCUGGUUGUUGUUUUCAGUCAGCUGCUUUAAGAAAUGCCUUCCCUAUCAGAAAAAAGUCAGCUUCAUUUCUGAGUAUGAGAUUGUUUUAUGUAAUAUAAUAAAAUACCACUAAAUAUAUGGGGAAUUUUUCAAACUUGAAAUUGUUAAAAGUUAGUGAAAUCUUUAUCUUGCCCUUAAACUUGUGAAAUUCACAGAAGUAAAUGGUGUUCAGAAUGACUUUUUUUGUGAGUAGGAGCAGAAACUUGGUGAGACUACUUCUAAUGAGGAAAGUUUUUCAUAAAAUUUUUAUCUUUCAACUGAUUUCCAACUAGAGCAACAAAGAUUCAAGAGGUAAACAUCAGGCAAUAAAACACUGAUUGAAGAGGUUAUUCUUUUUAUUAUUCUUUUUAAUUUGUUCUUUUGUUCACUUAUUUGUUGUGACUGAUUCUUAUAUCCUUCAAUCAUUUAUUUAUGUUUAUUAAUAAAUUGAGUAUAUAUUUGUUA